Messenger RNA from Mangifera indica (mango), 3752 nucleotides. RefSeq names its product protein SMAX1-LIKE 6-like. The transcript has 13 exons. The record is from RefSeq and is a predicted model, not a curated record. Bases 454 to 3609 code for a protein of 1051 amino acids. NCBI's taxonomy places the organism in Eukaryota, Viridiplantae, Streptophyta, Magnoliopsida, Sapindales, Anacardiaceae.
GAUUUACAUGUUUCAUUAUCUCUAACUUUUCCUCAGUUGAAUAAUUAAACACUUCUGCUUGUUUCCAGUGGACGGGACUGGACAGGGCAUCUCCAUCUCUCUUUUUUUUGUCUUUCAAAUAAUAAUAAUGAUCUACCGUUUGAGUUGAGAGAAACAGAAUCUAUGCUAAUGCUCACCAUAUGUUCGAUGAAUGACCCAAAAGUCGACCCCACGGCACAAACAUCCAAUCCAACCCAAUCCAAGCCAACAACAAACGUAACAGUCUCAGACCAAACCACAUCUCUCUCUUUCUCUCCAUCCAUGUAUUUAAUAUUUUAAAAAGUUUUAAGGAAACCCAUCUUCUCUUUCAGAAAAAUCAGACGGACCUUUAUAUAUUUAUAUUAUUUUAGUACACGUGUUUGUUUGUUUGUUUGUUUGUUUCUGUGUUUGUUGGCUUGUUCAAGUUGGCCGGUCAUGCCCACGCCGGUGGACUUGGUGAGGCAAUGCCUGACGGAGGCAGCGGCGCGUGUUUUAGACGAGGCUGUGGCCGUGGCGCGUCGACGGAGUCAUGCUCGGACCACUUCGCUCCAUGUGGUCUCCGCUUUACUAGCUCCACCUUCGUCAACUCUACGCGACGCUUGUGCGUGUGCCAUGAGCUUCCCGUACAACUCGCGCUUGCAGUUUCGUGCGCUGGAGCUCAGCGUCGGGGUCGCACUCGACCGGCUGCAGAGUUCGAGAUUAGUGGAGCGGCCGCCUAUUUCGAACUCACUGACGGCGGCAAUCAAACGGGGGCAAGCUAACCAGCGGAGGAAUCCGGAGAAUUAUCACCUGCAACUGAUACACUGUAACCAACAAUCGGCGUCUCUUUUGAAGGUGGAAUUGAAAUAUUUUAUUUUAUCUAUUCUAGAUGAUCCUAUUGUUAAUCGUGUGUUUGGUGAUGCCGGUUUCCAAAGCUUUGAAAUAAAAAGAGCGAUACUUCAACCGCCUGUUGCACAAUUAUCUCCCAAAUUUCCGCGAACCCCUCGGUUUCUUUGUAAUUUAACGGACUCGGGAUUGGGACCGGACUCGGUCCGAGCUGGACUGAGCUUACCGCUUGGUUUUGCGGAUGUUGACGAGAGUUGUAGGAGAAUUGGUGAAGUUUUUGUGGAGAGACAUGAAAAAAAAGGGAGGAACCCCUUGCUUGUUGGUGUUUAUGCAAAUAAAGCUUUGAGAGGAUUUAUUGAAAAUGUAACUUCUAGGAAGCUGGGGGUUUUGCCUAAAGAAAUAUAUGGGAUGGAUGUGAUUUGUAUUGAGAGGGAGAUAAGUAAGUUUGUUCUUGAGAAGGGAAGUGAAGAGAUUAUUGCGUUAAGAUUUAAGGAAUUGGAAACUGCGGUGGAGCAAUGUUCAGGGCCCGGUGUUUUAGUGAAUUUUGGUGAACUGAAAGCUUUGGUUGGUGACAAUGUGUCAAGUGAGGCUGUCAAGUUCGUUGUUUCGAAAUUGACCAGUUUGUUGGAGAUGAAUAGUGGGAACUUAUGGUUGAUAGGAGCGGUGGCGAAUUAUGAAGCUUACUCAACGUUUUCAAACGUAUUUCCAAGUAUAGAGAAGGAUUGGAAUCUGCAACUUUUGCCUAUUCACUUCAAAUCUAGCUUGAUGGGGUCCUUUGUUCCAUUUGGUGGAUUCUUUUCUUUGCCACUUGAGCCUAAAAGUCUGAUGAGAAGCAAGAAUCAAUAUAAUACUUCUUGUUACCUUUGCAAUGAGAAGUUUGAACAUGAAGUUGGCGCCCUUUUGAAGGGGCGUUCAAUUACUUCAGUUGCAGAUCAGUGCUCAGAAAAACUUUCUUCUUCAUUAGAAAUGGCAGAAUUUGACACCAGAAAGGGUGUUGAUAUGGUCAAGGUGUGUAGUCCUUCAAAUUGUGGAAUCUUUGACCAAUCUAGAUAUAUUGGACAUUCACCUGUGCACAUGCAGGCCAAAGAGGAUGGAACGGCAUUGCAUGCUGAAGUCUUGGAGCUACGAAAGAAAUGGAAUGAUAAUUGUCAACUUCUUCACCACACUCAAGUACUACCCAAAUUACGUACUCCUGAAACAAGGUCCCAAGUCCUAAAUUCCAGGGUCUUUAUCACAGACACGAAGGAAAGCGGCAGUAAAGAUCCUACCUCAAAUGAAAAUCUGUCCGGUAAUCUAAAUCCCAUCAUGAACAUAGACUUGCAAAAGAUUAUGGAACAAGAAACAUCAAACGGACAUACGCAUAGCCAUAUUCAAAGCGACAGUCAACAUGACUCUGUCCCUUCGUCUUUUUUGUCCCCAAUCUCUACUUCCCGUGUUCAAGAGGACAAUGACGAAACCCAGCAACAGCAACAGCAACAGCAGCAGCAAGAACAACAACAAGCGUCUUCUACGGCGUCGUAUCAUAUCAAUAUCUCCAUUUCAGAUGUUGCACGCAGUGGCAUGAGAGAUGGUGUUUGGUCUUGCCUUGUUGUGCUCGUCACCUUCUGGUUCUUCGCAGCUUCCAUGACUAUGAUUCUUGGUAUCUAUGGCUCUGUGGAUUUACAAUUGGGCCCUAAUUACUCCCGUCUCAUACAAACUAACUCAAUAUUCGUUCAAUCUAUUAAGGUUGAAGAACUAGACCAGCAAAGUUCUGGAUCAUUAAUUCUAUAUGGGUUUCACAAACCUCCUCCCUUGGAUGUUGAAAUUACCUGGACUGAGACUCACAAUGCAGUGGUUCAAGUUGAUUUGCACGAGGAGUGGUUAUACUACCUUAACAAGGGGUCCAAUGUGGAUAUCUCAUACAGAGUAAUAUCUCCAAGUACCUCACCAUUAUCCCUUGUAAUUGCGCAAGGCAGUGAAAGUCUUGAAGAGUGGAUUGACGACCCAUCAUAUCCUAAUACAACUUUGUCGUGGGACAUUAUACAUGGAAGUGGUAAGAUCCAGCAAGAAAUUUCUGAGUCUUCAACCUAUUAUAUUGCUGUGGGUAAUUUAAACUCUCACGAAGUGGAGGUACAAUUGAAUUUCACAAUCAGUGCCUUCAUCUAUAAUACAACUAAGGCUUAUUACAAGUGUUCACUGGGCAGUCGUCAGUGUAGUUUCACUCUUCCUCUUGUAGGGGCAAAUACUGCUGUCCUAACAUCUCCAGGUCCAACAGAGGGUUCCAGCAAUGCUUGGUAUGUCAAACUCUCAUAUGGACCCCGAUGGAUCGCAUAUUUUGUUGGAUCAGGUGUGAUGACCAUCCUCAUCUUGUUGGCCUUUAGAUUCCUCAACGUGUUCCAGUCUACCAGUGGAAAUGGAACAGGAAUUCAGGCUGGAGAUAUGACAUCUGAGCGAGCUCCAUUGCUGUCAAACAAAGACGACGAUCUCUCCAGCUGGGGUUCAUCUUAUGAUUCUGUAUCACAUGAUGAUGAAGAUUUAGAUGAAUGGCUAGCAGUAAAAGCUCUCAAAGGAAAUUUGUCAUACGAAGGGGAAAAUAAUAGCAAUCCCGGGCGUCUUUGUGUCAUUUGCUGUGAUUCCCCAAGAGAUUGCUUCUUUCUCCCAUGUGGACACUGCGCCGCCUGUUUUACUUGUGGAACAAGUGACCUCUGCAGGAUUGCAGAAGAGGCUGGAACUUGUCCCAUUUGUCGGAGGAAGAUGAAGAAAGUGCGGAAGAUAUUUUCUGUUUAAGCAGUCGGUUUGAGUAAUAUUGUGCAGUUGCUCUUUGUUGGUGAAAACUGUAAAUUUAAUCAUCUAAACUCUGUAUUACACCCUUGAAACUGUUUUGAUAGAAAGUUGUGAUUGCAAUAGGUUACACGGAAAUUGUUUGUUCA